Molecule: messenger RNA, 321 nt
Organism: Rotaria sp. Silwood2
Lineage: Eukaryota; Metazoa; Rotifera; Eurotatoria; Philodinida; Philodinidae
Source: the annotation of a GenBank genome assembly
AUGUGUGAUGAAUAUCCAAUUGCAUUCGAUAUUAUAUGGGCACUUUCAUUUAAUCAAGAUAUUCAACAACAACUUCGUUCUAAUUCAUCAUUCGUGCAUAAAUUAAUUCUACUAUCCAAAGAAUGUGAUAAAGAACAAAUGAGAAAAAUCAUACAUGGAAUUCUAUGGAAUCUUGAAAUUAAUCAUGAAAGUCAUUCAACAUUAAGUAUUGACGAUGAAAAAACAUUUGAUAUUAUGAUUAGUUAUUCACAUAAAGAAAAAGUUCUCUGUAAACAAAUCUAUGAUGAAUUAAUUAUAUUUGUUUAUGGUGUCUGGANCUAA